Messenger RNA from Schistosoma rodhaini, 2927 nucleotides. The record is from the annotation of a GenBank genome assembly. NCBI's taxonomy places the organism in Eukaryota, Metazoa, Platyhelminthes, Trematoda, Strigeidida, Schistosomatidae.
CACGCGCACAAUUUUGAAUAGUUUAGAAUAACAUAGUAGAUCCGUUGUUGCUAAACAGUCUUUAAUAAUUAUAAUAAUUCAUAUGGUUAUUUCAGAAGUCUUCAGUUUCAGAAGCUAACGGAGUGCUGAAUAACAAGCUAAUUGUAAAUAAGGUGAAAAAUUGUUCAAAACCUCAGCGAAUGAAUUUGAAGUAAACCCUAUAGAAGCUAGUAUCAGAUAUUGUGGAGAAGCUUUUAACGUCACUAACAGUGGUUCCCUGAGCAAGCAGUAUAAACUCCCUGGUUAAAUGAAAGUUCAAGGUCACUAAUACACCUGCAGCGUACUAAUCCGUGCUUUUACACUGUUGGUUAUUUUCGAUUCUUAUCAACUGGGUGUUUCGCUGAAAUCUUAACGCACAACCAAAAUCAACUUGGUCGUGGAAUAAAUACCUACCUAUUAACAGUUCGGAAUUUUAAAAUGAUAAAAGAACUGAGUGCUUCUGAUGAUGAGUCUGAGCCUCUGAAAAUUGAGAGCUUGUGCACUAGAUGCUUACAGAACGGCACAACGAUUCUUAUGUUAACAAAAAUUUCAUAUUUUAAAGAGGUUGUCAUCUCAUCCUUCAGUUGUCCUCAUUGUGGUUAUGAGAAUCGGUCUCUUAUGCCAGCUUCACAAAUUCAAGAUAAAGGACAACGUAUAACACUCAAAGUUAACAACGUGAAAGAUAUGAACAGACGUGUUGUUAUACCAGUAGGUUCAACAGUGAGCAUUCCUGAAUAUGAUUCCUCAUUUCCUUUUUCUGAUGGAGUUGUAUCAACAAUUGAAGGAAUUAUAACAGGAUUUGUAGAUAAUCUGAAUAGUUUACAACCUGAAAGAAAGGAGAGUCAACCUGAUUUAGCGUUGAAAAUUGAGAAAUUCAUCGAGCAGUUGCGUACUUUGAUAAAGGUGGACAAGCCAUUCUCACUUGUUAUAGAUGAUCCAUCAGGUAAUGGAUUCAUUGAAAAUUACUUAGCUCCAAAUGACGAUCCACAAAUUGAAAUUGAAACAUAUGUACGUACUCCAGAGCAAAAUGAAUUACUUGGUCUUCAAGCUCAACCAGUUGAACAAGUGGAUAACUCAUCUGACUCUAAAACAAUCCAAAAAGAAUCAAAUAGUGAGACCUCAAAAAUCGAAAAAGAUGAAGUUAUGUCUUUGAACGUCAACUGUCCAUCGUGCAAUACACUUACUGAAAAUAAAAUGAAAGUUGUUGAUAUUCCUCAUUUUAAAGAGGUAAUACUGAUGGCAAUCAACUGCCCAGUAUGUGGUUUUAGGGAUUCUGAAGUUAAGUCCGGUGGUGGAGUCUCACCAAAAGGCAGACAUUACAAACUACGAAUUACUAAUAUAUACGAUUUAUCACGGGAUAUUUUGGUGUCCGAAACUGCAGCUGUGAAAAUACCCGAACUUGAUUUCGAGUCUAUGGGUGGUACUCUUGGUGGGAGAUUUACAACAAUAGAAGGUCUUUUAGUGGCCAUAACCAAACAAGUUAGUUUAUGAAUGUAUUUUUGUGAAUUUUUCGUAUGUCCUGUGGUAAUGAAUAGUAAAUGUAACAUUUCGUAAUAAUUAGUCAUCACUAAGUAUCGAAUGGUUUUCGUUGUUGGUUAAUUUUAUUGUUGCAAAUCAAUGGUAUAGAUAGUUGUGGAGUCACACUUGAUCAUAAUAAGUUUUCUUUUCCUUCCCAGUGUCCUUCCUGUCUCUUCCGUUAAGGUUUUCAACGUUCUAACUCCUUCCAAUUUCGUCAAUAUACUUUACUCGAUAAAGUCAAUGGUAUGGAGAGCUAAUCAGAAGUAGCCUAAUAAGGUCAAUCGAUAGCAAUUAUAUGUGAGUAUUUGGGCAUUUUAUUCGAUAGCCCAAUACACUUUCUCGCUCAAUGUGAUCAUUUGAGGUGUUAGCGCAUAGCACACUUUGUAUUAGUAUCAGACUUUUGGACACCACCCAUCACAACAGUCACCAUCCCAAUUAAUGUACGCACAUUGUUUCUAACCCGACCGUUGCUGCCACCUUGACGUGGUGGUCGGGCUUGCAUAUCGUGAUGAACCAAUCGAGCUAUACUGGCUGGAACAAUCGUUCCUCAAGGUCCUACCAUGCCAGGCAGGUCGGUUGAAGAGCGGUAAGACUGAAAGAAGCAAACCCAAGGUCCGAAGGCGAAGUCGUACUGUCGACUGUACAGAGGUGUGACAGCAGUAAGGUGUUUUCUUCAGACAACCAGCAUAACAGCGAUGCUGCCUUCCCAUAAGGAGGAGUGGGUUUAGAAAAGAUCGACCCUAAAAAUGCACACCUCGCCUUAUCCCAUGGAUUUCCGUCUCCGGCGGUAAGGUCCUCUAAAGAACGGAGCUAACACAUCAAAAAUCCCUCGCAAAAGAGCCGUGCGUGACCGGCCUCAAGCAGUUGUCCCUUGUGCACUGCGGCCACUCAGUUAAAUAAAUCUCAGAAAACAAAUGUAAGUUAUUAUCUUGUAACUUCAUAAAUUCACUAGGUAAAUAACUAUUUAUAUAUUUAAUUAUUACAGUUAGUCAGUACUAAUCCUUUUAUCGUUGGAGAUAGUAGUUCUGCAGAAGAGACAGCAGGCAGAUUGGGAUCAAUCAUCAAUGAAAUAAAAGAGAUUACAUCCGGUAAUAAACUCAAUAUACUAUUCGAAUUAAAUGAUCCUGCCGGUAAUAGUUAUAUUCAGAAUUUAUACGCCCCUGAUCCAGAUCCAGAAUUAGAAAUGAUCGAAUAUGAACGAAGUGAGGAAGAAAAUGAAUUUCUUGGUUUAACAGAUAUGAAAACUGAAGGCUAUGAAACAACAGAUACUUGAAUGUCUUUUUUUAUGAUUAAAAUGCCGUCUUGAUUAUUUUGUGUAUUUUUUUUCUAAAAGAACCGGAUGAUAAAUGGUUUCUUUGUCUUUUUUCGAUAAUGACAACUAAAUACUAGGC